UCAUUACAGAUUUUUUGUAUAAUUUAUAGCCUAUUUACAAAUAAUUCAAAACUGUUCACUAAUUUAAAUGAUCAUUACAAUAGACAUUUCAAAAACAUUUGUCUUUAAAUAGAUUACUCUCCCUUUAUUGAAGAGGAAAUUCACAAAUAGGCUAAUGAUUUCAAAACGGAUGUUGGCUGAUUCGAAAUGACAACAAUUUUUGUUUGACUCGUGACAGAUGAAUGAUUAUGGUGGCAAACUGCAUCAUAUGGCUAUUAUCAGUGAUAGAACAUAGUGACUAGAAAUUUAAUAUGAUUCUAAAAUAGAGUAGCCGUAAAAUAUUAUGAUGUCAGCAUCCGAUGAAGAAUACGAACAUCAGUUUACGAGUCUGGAAGAAGAAUUUCUUCACGCUGCCAGAAAUGGAAACUUGGACACAGUGGAAGUUAUUCUAGCUCAAACUAGUGUUGGUGCUGACUUUGAUAUUAAUUGCAGAGGAACAAACAAGGCAAAUCGUGGUUGGACGGCUCUUCAUUUAGCAGCAUAUUUUGGACAUAUUGAUAUUGUUCGAUUUCUGUUAGAGAGAGGAGCUGAUGUGAAUGUUGCUAAUAGUCUAGGAGAUACACCAUUACAUAGGGCUGCUUAUACAGGAAGACUGGAAUUGGUGACUUUAUUACUACAGUACAAAGCUGAUGUGUUGGCCUUGAACUCUGAAGGUCAUCUUCCCAAACAACUCGCUAAACAUACCGAUGUUAAAAACCUAAUAGAAGCUGCUGAACAUCAUGAAAGUAAAAAAAUACAAGAACUAUUCCUGGCAUCAGCUACUCAAGGUGAUGUUGACACAGUCAGAGAACUGCUCAAAUCACCGACAGCUCCGCCCAUUAAUUGUCAGGAUCAGUUUGGUAAUACAGCUCUUCAUUUAUCAGCUUUACGAGGUCGUAGUGAGGUAGCUGUACUCUUAUUACAAAAUGGUAUUAAUACAAGUAUUAAAAAUAAAAAAGGGCAAUUGGCAUCAGAUAUGACAAAGACAAAUCAGAUGAAACAAUUGCUAGAUGUCCAGCCAAUCAAAUCCCUUAAAAGGAUUCCUCAGCGUUGUGAGGGUCAAAUAUUUAAAAAAUCAAAAUUAUUUGGAUAUCGUAUGUUUUAUGCGGUACUAGAAAAAGGGGUGUUAUCCUAUUUUCAGAACCGAGGUGAUGCUGUGUCAGGUAGCAAACGAAAAGGUAUGAAAUACUUAGAUGAAGCUAGAUUACAAGAGAAUAUUGGUGUUAGGGAAUUUAGAAUCUGUUUUUCUGAUGGUACCGUCCAUAAUUUAAAUACAGAGGCUGGUAAUGGUUCUCAGGUUUCAAAACAGAAAUGGUUAACAGCUUUAAAAGAACAUAUUGCCUUUAGUACCCAUUACACCCACCAAGGAGAAGUACUGAGUGAAGUAGAGGAAGAAUUAAUGCCCUUAGGAACCAUGUUAGAGGCCCUACAGAAUGCUCAAGCUGCUCAAAAGGUGUUGGAGACUCAUGUUAGUAAAUUACAUAGAAGUAUUGAAGUAGUAGAAUCAACUAAUAAAUCGACUGAUGAUGUGAAAUCUAUUAAAACUCAGUUAAAUCCUAUAUUAGAGUCAUCAAGAGAGAUGUGUGAUUCUUUAUCACAUUGUAUGACUGUAUUUGUACAACAAGAAGAGCUCCAAAAACUACAGUUAAAAGAAGAAAAAGAAAGGUGCCGUGUUUUACAGGAAGCAUUGAGAGCGUUAGCUAUGGAACAUCAUGAAUUAGAGCGAUCUAUAACCUCCAGACGAUCAUCAUUUAGAAAGUAUGAUACAGAUGAUGAUGAAUUUUAUGACUGUGAUAGUGAAGAUGAUAAAUUUGGUUCGCUGAGUUUUGAUAACCAGUUUGAAAGUUUUACUGAUGCAUGGUCUACCAAUUCAGGAGAAUCAAAAAAACAAAAGGACAAAAAUGGUGGUGGAACUGAUAAUAAAUAUAGGACCCAACUGCCUGUACCAAUGUUUUCAAGCCGAGACUUCAGUUUGUGGAGUAUUUUGAAACAAUGUAUUGGCAAGGAAUUGUCAAAAAUAACCAUGCCAGUUGUUUUCAAUGAACCUUUGAGUUUUCUACAGCGUCUAACAGAGUAUAUGGAAUAUUCUUAUUUACUUGAUCGAGCUAGUCAAACAUCUGAUCCCAUAGAGAGAUUACAGUAUGUGUCAGCAUUUGCUGUAUCCGCAAUCUCAUCGAACUGGGAAAGGUUAGGGAAACCUUUUAAUCCAUUAUUAGGUGAAACCUAUGAAUUAGAUCGUCAAGAAUUGGGUUUUAGAUUAAUCAGUGAACAAGUCAGUCAUCAUCCUCCAAUCAGCGCAUUUCACAUCGAAUCACCCCUUUAUAAAUUCCAUGGCCAAAUAUAUCCUAAAUUAAAAUUUUGGGGGAAAUCGGUUGAUAUUAAUCCAAAAGGUUUUGUCACUUUAGAACUCACAAAAUUUAAUGAAGUUUAUACCUGGCAGAAUGUAAAUUGCUGUGUACAUAAUAUUAUUGUUGGUAAAUUAUGGGUAGAACAUUACGGUACAAUGGAGAUUAUAAAUCAUAGAACCAAACAUCGAGCUGUAUUAAACUUUAAACAAGGUGGAUGGUUUGGUAAGGAGUUACACAAAGUUGAAGGCUAUAUCUAUGAUCCAGAUAAGAUAAAGUUAAAAGCUAUAUGGGGUAACUGGUUAAUGGGUUUAUUCUCAGUAAAUGCCAAUGUGUAUGAUGCACAUGUCGCAACAUUGGCAAAAAAUGCUUCACCUACUCAUCAGACAAAGAUGAAUGGAGCAGGUAAUGGGGAACCUGAAGAUGUUUCGGAUGAUAUUCCAUGUAAAGACUUUAAUUCAUUUGAUCUAAAUAUUCCUAAUCAGGUGACAUUAUGGCAGGCCACACCUAGACCAGAAGAUUCCUCAAAGUAUUAUUCAUUCACCAUGUUUGCUAUGACAUUAAAUGAACUGACUGAAGAUCUAAAAGCUAUAUUACCACCAACAGAUUCUAGAUUACGUCCAGAUAUAAGAUUUUUAGAAGAAGGCAAUAUAGAUGCUGCAGCUGAUGAAAAGAACAGAUUAGAAGAAAAACAACGACAAGCUAAAAAAGAUAGAAAGAAGAAAAAAGGAGAUUGGUCACCAGAGUAUUUUCAGUUGAGUAAAAAUUCCUACACUGGUAAAGAAGAAUGGGUUUUUAAGGGAAAUUAUUGGCAACGUGAAUUCAGUCAGUCACCAGAUAUUUUUUGAUCCAGUCAUAUAAUAAAAUCUAUCAAGUUAUGAUAUCAUUUUGUGUACCAAUGAAAAUCAUUAUGCAAUUUGACUGUCAGCUUUUUCAACACAUUACAUUGGAUUUUAAGUGCAGAAUGCAUUCUAGAUGAGAAAAGAAGGGAAUAAGAAUGAUUUAUAUAUAUGUGUGGAAGUGAAUGAGAUGCGUGUCUUAAAGCUGUAGAUCGUCAUUUCGGACAAUAUCUAAUUUUCCACAGCUUAUUCCCCACUAAACUGUACUCAGAUUGAUUAUUUAAUUAAGAAAACAGCAGUGGAUAAUCUCACAGCUUUUAUUUAAUCAGAUUAAAAAGAAGCUGAUCAAAAGAUUUUAGCAAAGAUUGUAGGUGGAUCCUGCUUUUUUUGACCACAUCACGUUUAGUAUCUGCUGAGGAUGCUGAAUGUUUACAAAUUUUCAGUUCAUCAUACCUUUGUAAAUACUUACCGAAAUUGAACCAUUUGUUGACUGAUGUUCCUUUAAGAGAUUCCAAUUUAACAAUAUUGUGGUUUACAAGGGAUUAACCAGAGACUUAAAUCUGGCGAGGGUAAUUAGGCAAGAUAAUUAUAAUAUCCAGCAAGACAAGAAAUAUAUCAGGGUAAUAAUAUUCCUAUAAUUUGCAUCGAAAUUUAAAACAUGGCUGCACUAAUGUUUUUAUACCUAUUGAAAUGAUUCUUAGUUGCCAUAGUAACCUGAUUAAGGAUGAUAGUAGUAUUAAAGGUACAACGAGAUAUUUUAGGAAAUAUUAUAAACCAAGUGAUUUAUAUAAUUGUAGGUAAUUUUGUAUAGUAUCCGGUAUGUGUUUAUAUACAGUGUAAAUAAUAUAUCCUAAUAGACAAUUUAUAUCAGAUUUAGUUACACCACUGUGAUAUCCAUUGGAUUACAUGAAUAUCUGAUUAUUUUCUUCAUGAAAUGAAAUAUAAUAUCGUUUGUAGUCUGAAACAAUGAGCAGUGUUGGGCGCAGGAUAUUUGGUUAGGGGUGAUACCUAAGAAAAUUUUUAUAUGCAGGAUGUCCCUCCACAAUUUGUUUGUGUACACUCUAGAGGUCAAAUUUUUUAUCCGAUUUUGACAAUACUUGAAAUAUAGGUUUUUCUCCGAAAGAUAUUGGUUCCUUUCAAUAUUGGCAUGUAUCAGAUCAUAACUUCAUGGAUUAAUGCCCUUGAUUGUACGAUAUUUGCGCAUAUCAGACCACAGCUUCCUGGAUUAUGGUCCCUGAUUGUACAAAAAAUCAUGUUUUUAGCCUUUGGUUCCUCUAGAGGUCACAAUUUUUUUAUCCUAUUUAAAAAAAACAUUCAAAUAUAUCACCGUAACACCAUAACGAUGGGUGAGUUUUGAUGAAACUUGAAAUGUGUGUUUAUAACCUGUGCAUAUCGGACCGUAACUUCCUGGAUUAUGGCCCCUAAAUUGUACGAAAAAUCAUGUUUUUUAGCUUGUGGAACCUCUAGAGGUCACAAUUUUUAUACGCCCACAUUGAAACGUAAUUUUGUCAUCGCCAAGUCUGUCUGUACAGCGAUCCAGUGUCCACAAGCAAUUGCUCUAGAGGCUAAAGUUAAUAUCUGUCUGGCUAUAAAUUUAUAUACGGUGUUUACGGUCAUAAGAUAAAGAAGCCUAUUAAUCUUCAAUGAUUUCCUAUAAUUACUGCCAGAGUUAUGACCCUUGAUAACUUUGAAAUAUCUUGUGGACGCUCUAGAGGCUAAAGUUAAUAUCCGAUUGACUUUAGAAACAGAAUUUUUUAAUACUGUAAACAGUGUAACUGGUUAAGGGAGGGGGUGGGGCUACCUGGAACUUCCACUGACACUUGGGUAUAGAAAUGAUAUAUAUAUUUAAUCUGACUGUGGUGGUAAGUUUUGAUAUAUGACGUGGGUAAUAGAGACAGAUUUAGUAUACAUGUAAAUAUCACCUUUAGUAAUAUAUAAUAUGAAAUGUUUUUGGAUACAAAGGUGAACAAUUAUGACAAUUACCUCUUUAGAAUGAUUUGUAUAUAAAUAUUGAUAUGGAUUUCCGAAUCUAGACUGAGAAGACUAUAAAUGGAUUUCCAACUCACUAGACAAUAAAUAAAUAUGAUUCUUUUAUAUUGAUUAAUCUUGCAUUUAAUAUUCCAUGUUGAUUACGCAAGAACAAUUUGGUUUGGAAUUUUUCAACACAGCAAUAUUUGGAAAAUCUCCAAUUUUCAUACCUGUGGGCACAUAUUGAAUAAUUUCUAGAUAAUUGUGUUCAAGCUUGAGUUGAAACAUGUGAUGUAUCAAUUGUAUAUAGAGCACUUAGCCAAAUGUAGAAUAUAUUAUUGAUAUGUUUUAUGAUAGAACAUAGUCAUAUUGAUUGGUAUGAAUUUAAGAUGAACAGUCUAUUGUUCACUACAAAUAUCAUGAAGAAACUAUUUGUUAUUGCUUCAUCAAAUUUGUAAUUCUCCAUUAAAAAUGUGUUUCCACAUUUCUGGAGCAUUGAUCGCUUACAAUUAUUGGUAAAAACAGUAUGAAACAUUCACAUUAAUAUUUAUAACAUCUGCAGUUUGGUUUAGAUUUUUGUUAAGCUAUGCCGUGAAUAAUAAUUUUGUAAAAUCCCAAUAGGAUAAGUUUAGUCUUAGUUAUUUUAAAAAACAGGUUAUUCUGUGAUAAUUUAGAAUAAACUGUAUUAUUUUCACUGAUUUAUAUGAUACUGAAUUUUAGGAUCUGAGAUAUUUUUGUUCGUGACUUGUUGAUUUAUGAAGGAGUGUAUUGAAAUAGUAAUAUAUUCCUAUCAAAUUUAAAUAAUUACUAAUACAUUAAGUUUCUAGAAUAUGUCAUAAUAUUAAUACAAGUCCACUCAAGCCAAAGUUUACUAUGUGUCAUGAAAGUGAUGUGAUAUCCUGUCAUUCACAAUUGGUGUAUGAAAUAUACAUUUCUUGUUUAAGUCUAAAUCAUUUAUCCAUGCUGUGCAUAUAUCUAGGGCAUCAUUUACUUAAUUACCUGGGAAAUCUUCUCAUUUGAGAAGUUCUUAUAGUUAAAACAUUUUUGUUGUACUUAUGUAAGUAAAAACAGCCAAUCACUCAAAUAAGAUAAAAUUCAAACAAAUAUGAUUAAACCAAUAUGACUAUUAAUUUCCAUAAAUUACAACAUUUUAAAAAAUUACUAAGCUCAUUCUACACUUUGCUGUUUCUUUGGUAAUUGAUGUAUUUACCACUGAUUUUUAAUGAAAUAUUAAAGAUCCAUGUUUAUAAGAGUAUAUGAUUUACUAUAAUAUUUAUUAGUACAGGCCCUGAGUUCACAAAGAAUUCUCAGGCUUAAGUUAAGAAUUUACUCAAAAUGGUUCGCCUUAUUUUAACUAAAAUAUAGCCUUUAUAAAACUUUUGUUGAUUUAAUGUAUCAAAUACAUCAAUAAAAAACUAUGUGCAAAGUUUUGUUUUUCUGGAUCAAAGAUAUCUCUCAUAAACAGUGAUUGGAAGUUGAGUAAAUUCUUGACUUAAGUCUGAAAAUGCUUUGUGAACACAGGGCCAGGAGUUUUAUAUCUCACAAUCAUUUAAGGGUUAAUAAAUAAAGUGCACACUUUUAUGUGUAGUGUUGAGUAAAGAAGAUCUUAACAUCAGGGUGGAAUAAACCUGAUGGAUACAAAUAUAGGGCUAAGAAGAAAAAAAUAUUUUUAUACUAUCAGGGCUUGGGUAAUGGUAAUGCUAUGUAAUCAUUACACAUUUUGAUGGAAGAUUUCAAAAUGUUAUGAGUAAUAGAAAUGUAAUUAUUUACAUUCCCCAUAAAAUAUAAUGAUUAAUUACAUCUCAAUUAAAUAAUGGCUAUCUGAUACAAAUCCAAUACAUUGAACUAGUUUAUGUUUGUAUAUUUGUAAAUAUAUCAAUGUAGAUUUAUAGGACAUCAUAUUUGUAACUGAGACUACAGGGGGUAUGUAACAUUAACUACUGGUGAUAAAAAUACUUUUUUAAAUGAAUAAUAUUCUAACUAACAAUCCAAACUACUGACUCAGAUCAUUAUUCUUGUUUGUCUAUUUUAACUUGAUAUAAUGUAGGAUUAUUUCCCAAUCUGAUUAAAACACAGAUCCUAUUUCGUUUCGGUUUUUAUAGUUCAAAAUUUCAUCUUAUUUGUCUGUACUACAUUAGGAUAGGGAAGAGUUGUUAUAUAACCUGCGUUCUGGAUGGUGUGAAGGAUUAGCCAAUGAAACCAUCUUUUACGGCGACUUCUUAAAUUGGCAUGCGAUGCAUGGAACUGUGGGUAAACCACUAGAAACGUACAACCUCUGACACAAGCUUUUACUACAACCGGUCAGAUCUUCAUGUAGUUUAGGCCAUCAAAAGUAUAAAAAAAACGAUACGAAAUAUAGAUCUGUAUUUUAAUCAGAUUGAAUUAUUUCCAUGAGCUGUUCUCGGAUUUGUUUAAUUAAAUAAUAAUUUUGUAAAUGAAAUAUUAUUUAUGGACCAUCUAUGGGGGUCACGGUAGUGGAGAGGUCAUCUAUGGGGGUCACGGUAGUGGAGAGGUCAGGUUUUAAUUUUAAAAACAGAAUGAAGUAAAUAAUGGGUAACCAUCACAAGGCAUACAUGAGUGAUUUUAGUAUUUGGUUGCACUCUUUAUGUAAGUUUUGCACACUACAACUUAAAUGUAAGUGACAUGUCUAUAUUUAGUAACUUGUUUGUUGUCGAUUAUCGUAAAUAUAACUAGAAAUACUGGCAUAUUAAACAUUAAGACAACUAAACAAUAUUUUUCUAGAAUUAUUAUAUUCAUUAAUGUUACAUACUCCAGUUGACUAGGAUCAUACAGGUAGAAAAACAUGUAUUGAUUUAGAUAAUCAAAUAAAAUGUAAUGUAAAUGUAUCAUAUAUUUAUAAAUAUCAUUGUUAUAUAUUAUACUACAAAAAAAAAACAUGUGAUAGUUAAAACAGGGACCAAUAUUAAUGUAAAUUUAGAGUAUAGCAGGUUUAUAUUUUUCAGAAGAAAACAACAUUCGUACAUGCUCUUAAAACAUGUUAAAAUGAAUGAUUUUACACAAGGUAGUUAAAAUCUUUUUUGUAUGAUUUUAUGCAGAUUUGACUAAAUCGUACUAGGAUGAUUGUUAUAUAUACUUAAAAUCAUACUAGAAUGUUGUAUUCAUUAAGUGUUAUUUAAGAGUCAAGAGCUAGGCAUUAAGUUAUAUAUUGAUAGUCACAAGAGCAUGAGCCUGAGUGUUGUAUCAAAAUAUUUUAUGCAAUGUCUUGUUCGAGACCAUUAAACAACUUAAAAUGCAGACACUACCCUGCAGAUGCAUUUCAAUGAAGCUGUCACACACCUUUCAAUGAAAACAUGACACUAGUCCAAUAUUUCAUCUAGUUUAAAUAGUGUACGAUUAUCAGGUUGCCCGUAUUUGAAAUAUUGGUACACCAACAUCAGAGGAUGACAUCAAAGCUGUAUUUUAAAUCUAAUUAAUCUUGUUAUAUAUACACUGUUACCAUGAUAGAUAACAUAUACUUUAUCAUGAUUGUUGUAAAGUAUAUUUAAUCAAACUUAAGUAUAUUUACUUAAUCAUGAUAGUAAGCAAAUUUGUUAAAAUAUUUAUUUACAAAUUAUGAUACUAGUAUGAUUAAUCAUUCUAGUAUGAUUGUUACAAAUUAUAUACUUUAUCAUGCUGGUUGGUUGGUUUAAAAUUUAUACUUAUUCAGAAGCAUGUUAAAAAUGUUGAAUAAUAAAAACAGACAGUAUAUAUUUACUUAGAUGAUGUUAGAUUGGCUGUUACAGAUUAUACUGUAUGUUAAAGAUGUAUUAUUUGUUUGAGCAACAAUAAACUAG
This is a messenger RNA of Patella vulgata (common limpet), 8964 nucleotides long. Its product is annotated as oxysterol-binding protein-related protein 1. The coding region runs from base 323 to 3211 and encodes 962 amino acids. The transcript is spliced from 26 exons. Gene Ontology annotation, molecular function: protein binding; sterol binding. Gene Ontology annotation, cellular component: membrane; cytosol; intracellular membrane-bounded organelle. Lineage: Eukaryota; Metazoa; Mollusca; Gastropoda; Patellidae. The record is from RefSeq and is a predicted model, not a curated record.